AUGUCUGAUUUUGCUGCUCCUUCGGGUCCCCCGCCGCCCAAGGCGCCCGACGUGCCUUCUGGCUGGGUAGCUCGUUGGAACGCCGAAUACAAGGAAUGGUUUUACGUCAACCUUGCCACGAAACAGUCGCAGUGGGAACGCCCAACCGCGCCCGUCGCCGGCUCCGGCGCCCCCGACGACGGCCCUCCCCCGUACGACGCCAACAGCAGCAGCGGAGGCGCCGCCGCCGCACAGGAUGUCAAGCGUCCCCAGGACAGCAAGCACGACGACAACAACCGCAGCAACCCGCCCGCUCCCUACGGCGGCUCUGGCAAUAGCCACGAGGACGACGAGGCCCUGGCUCGCCGGCUGCAGGCCGAGGAGGAUGCCCGUAGUGGGGGUCGUCCUGGCGGCGGCUCCCCGUUUCCCUCAGAGCUGCCUCCGCGCGAGGGCGCGUCUGGCGAGCGUGGUCUGCUAGGGAAGCUGUUGGGUCGCAAGAAUAACAACAAUAACAACAACAGCAGCAGCAAUCCACCGGGUGCCUACGGCGGCAGCUACAAUAACCAGCAAGGCGGACAGUACGGCGGUGGCUACAACCAAGGUCCGCAGUACGGUGGCGGCUACCCCCAGCAAGGUGGGCAGUACGGCGGUGGCUACAACCAAGGUCCGCAAUACGGCGGUGGCGGAUACCCCCAGCAGGGCGGCUACAACCAAGGUCCCGCGCCGUACGGCGGCGGCUAUCCCCAAGGCGGUCCCGGCUACGGCGGGGGUCCUGGGUAUGGAGGCGCCGGCUACGGGGGCGGUUACGGUGGUGGUUACGGUGGUGGUGGCUACGGCCAGCAGCCGCCGCGGAGAGCCGGCGGCGGUGGCAUGGGCGCAAUGGGCGGCAUGGCCAUGGGCGCGGGUGCCGGUCUGCUGGGCGGCAUGAUGCUCGGCUCGGCAUUGGAGCACCAUGAUCAAGACGAGUACAGGGACGGAUAUGAGGACGGUCGUGAGGACGCCGGCGGCGACUUUGAUGAUGGCGGCGGUGGUGAUUUCUAA
Molecule: messenger RNA, 1020 nt
Organism: Beauveria bassiana ARSEF 2860
Lineage: Eukaryota; Fungi; Ascomycota; Sordariomycetes; Hypocreales; Cordycipitaceae
Product: WW domain-containing protein
Exons: 3
Coding region: 1-1020 (339 amino acids)
Molecular function (GO): protein binding
Source: RefSeq, a predicted model, not a curated record